Triplophysa dalaica is the source of this 1248-nucleotide messenger RNA. RefSeq names its product interleukin 15 receptor subunit alpha (gene il15ra). Gene Ontology annotation, cellular component: plasma membrane. The record is from RefSeq and is a predicted model, not a curated record. Gene Ontology annotation, biological process: interleukin-15-mediated signaling pathway. The transcript has 8 exons. Lineage: Eukaryota; Metazoa; Chordata; Actinopteri; Cypriniformes; Nemacheilidae. Bases 111 to 965 code for a protein of 284 amino acids. Gene Ontology annotation, molecular function: interleukin-15 receptor activity.
CAAGUGAAAGUGAAAGGUGGUUUGAGCUUAAGUGGCGUUUCCCUUUACACGGAUACAAAUGUCGCAUCUUUCUGCGAAAUUUCCAUCUAAAUGUACCGGGAGAAGCUGACAUGCAUGUGCUGAUUAUAUUUAUUUUCGCGAUGGCCGAAUAUCUUCAUAAUAUUGCAGCAGCGAACGGUGUGUGUGAUUCCUUGCCUCAGAUAGAAAACGCAAUGCCUGUCAAUUCGACCAAACAUGUUAAGGAUCAGAUUCGCUUUAACUGUGUGGAUGGCUUUGUGAGGAAGGCAGGGACAUCUAAUCUCUUCCGCUGCGUUGAAAAAAACGGCAAAUCAACCUGGAUCCCAGCCAUUCAACUUCUUUGCAUACGGGAUCCCAAAAAGCCAACACAUCCCCCCAAAACUGAGGAGACUUUCACAACAUCCACCACAGAAAGAGCACAGACUUCUAGAAUUCCCGGAACAAGCAUGCCAUCAGCAGCAACAGCUUUUGGAGCAACGAAUGAAUUUGCUACAUCCGAAACAAGAACAACUACCACCCUGACAACUCUGAAGACGACAACAAAAGAAACAGUGUCGAUUACAACAACCAAAGAGGUUCCCUCUUCAAUAUCCAGCAUUUGCACAAGCAGACAAAACCUGACAGCAAAGUCAUCACCAACACAAUCAGAAUCGUUGACUACAGCAACAGAGAGCCAUAAAGAAGGAACCUUCUCUGAUAUGGACAAAUCAACUAUAGGUGGAACUGUAGGAGUAGUUGUUAUCUUGUGCCUGACAGCAGUGGUAUUCCUUCUUUGGUGGAGAUCAAGACAUCGAGCCAGUAACGCCACAAAUGACAUUCAGUUACACCACAGCAACAAUGCCACCUGUACUUAUUAUAUACCUGUACCGGUCUCUGACUUUAAACAUUGUUCAGCUGAACUAAACAUAGCUGAUGCAGCUGACGCUUCCACAGCAGUCACCAAAUGAACCAUAAACCUCAAAGAAACUCCAACCACAGUGUGGGACACAUCUACUAUACUCCUCCCACAAACGCAUUUUUACUAAACCGGGCUUGUCAAUAUUCUCAACUGACGGACUACCUUAUUCUCAACCUUUGUCUUCCAUUCUAUGACCUGGAAAUCAACUGAUGUCCUAUUUUUCCUGCCUCUACCUCCUGCACAUACCUGAUCAGCCUCCAUCUAAUGCAUCUCAUCUCAUUCACUCUUUUUAGCAUUAUAAUAAAAUAAAGUUUUUUAUUGUUUUUCAAUAA